UGAAAGAAGAUUCUUCGCAUAGUCUCUUUUGCCAAUCAAGGAUAAAGUGAUAUCUUCCUUAUCUUUAGUAAUAAUAACAAGGGGCAAAGCUAGUUAUGGUUGCACCCAUUUGUUGGCUCCCCAUGCCCGAAAGAAAAAAAAAAAAACUAUGAUUUGUCUUGUUAUUUAUUAUUUGCCUUUACUUAGUUGGUUCCCCAUAUAAGAAUUUGCAUGCUUUUUUUUUAGAGAGAGAGAGAGAUAUAAAGAGAGUAAUUAAUUUGGUCUGUUUGCUCUGUUUUUCCUAUGUUUCUGAGAUCAUGAAUGAUUCUAAGACUGAAACACCUUUUGUUAAAGCUGGGUUACUUAGUAGAUUAUCAUUUUGGUGGUUAAAUCCAUUGAUAAAGAAAGGUAAACACAAAAAUCUUGAAGAUGAUGAUAUACCCAUGUUAAGAAAUUCAGACAGAGCAAGCACUUGUUACGUGUUAUUCAUGCAACAACAACAACGACAACCGAAGUCAGUUUUGUGGGCAAUUGUUCAUUGUUACUGGAAAGAGAUCGUCGUUUCGGGUUUAUUCGCAUUACUCAAGAUAAUCAUUCUAUCUUCCGGUCCAUUGUUUCUUAGUGCUUUCAUUAAAGUUGCAGAAGGCAAAGAAGAUUUUAAACAUGAAGGUUAUGUUUUAGCCGGACUACUGUUCUUCUCCAAAUUGUUAGAAUCGUUGUCGCAACGUCAAUGGUAUUUUCGUAGUAGAAUUACGGGUAUUCAGAUAAGAUCGUUACUCUCAGCAGCUAUUUACAAGAAGCAAUUCAAACUUUCCAGUUCUGCUAAAACAACAAACUCAGCCAGCGAGAUUAUUAGUUAUGUAACGGUUGAUGCGUAUAGAAUUGGAGAGUUUUCUUACUGGUUUCAUCAGAUAUGGACACUAGCCCUCCAAGUUUGUCUAGGCUUGGCGAUUCUUGUUCGUGCUGUGGGUCUUGCGACGCUUGCAGCUUUGGCUGUCAUAAUACUUACUGUGCUGGUGAACAUUCCUGUGGCAAAACUUCAAACCAAGUAUCAGAGAAAGCUUAUGGGGGCACAGGAUAGAAGACUAAAGGCGAUAUCCGAAGCUUUGGUGAACAUGAAAAUCUUGAAGUUGUAUGCUUGGGAGAUUCAUUUCAAAAAUGUUAUCGAAAGAUUGAGAAAUGAUGAGUACAAACGGUUGUCACCUAUGCAUUAUCAGAAAGCGUUCAACGGUUUCCUCUUCUGGGUAUCACCUGUCAUGGUAGCUGCUGCCACCUUCUGGGCUUGUUACUUUCUCAAGGUUCCUUUGAAUCCUAGUAACGUGUUCACAUUUAUAGCAACUUUACGUAUCGUGCAAGACCCAAUUAGAUUAUUUCCUGAUCUUAUUGGAGUUGUAAUUCAAGCAAAAGUUUCAUUUGAACGGAUCGAAAAAUUUCUCGCAGCGCCGGAGUUGGAGAGUGACAAGGUCAGGCACAAAGGAAAUGAUGAAGAGCAGCAACUCAAGCAUUCCAUAUUUAUCGAAUCCGCUAAUUUCUCAUGGGCAGAGAGUCCUGUAAAAUACACUCUGAGAAACAUAAAUUUAUUGGUUAAGCCUGGUGAGAAAGUGGCUAUAUGUGGAGAGGUUGGUGCGGGUAAAUCAACACUUUUAGCUGCAAUUCUUGGAGAGGUACCGAACAUAAAAGGAACGAUUCAAGUUUACGGAAAGACGGCCUAUGUUUCUCAAAAGGCAUGGAUACAGUCAGGAAGUAUACAAGAAAAUAUUUUGUUUGGGUGCAGCUUGGAUGAGAAAAGAUACCAAGAAGUACUGGAAAGAUGUUCACUGCUUAAGGAUCUUGAAAUGCUACCAUAUGGCGAUCUCACUGAAAUAGGAGAAAGAGGAAUCAAUCUGAGUGGUGGGCAGAAGCAACGGAUUCAACUAGCUCGUGCACUCUAUCAGGAUGCUGAUGUAUAUCUACUGGACGACCCAUUUAGUGCGGUUGAUGCUCAUACUGCUACGAGCUUAUUUAAUGAAUACGUUAUGGGAGCUCUUGCUGGAAAGACAGUGUUACUUGUAACUCAUCAAGUUGAUUUUCUUCCUACUGCCGAUUAUGUUCUGCUGAUGUCAGAUGGUGAAAUCCAACAUGCAUCUCCAUAUCAUACGCUACUAGCUUCAAGUUCAGUAUUUUAUGACCUUGUCAAUGCACAUAAAGAUACAGCGGGAAAUGAAAGGCUCACUAAGGUUGAUUCUUCGCAAAGAAAUGGAAUCUCUGCAAGAGAUGCCGGUAAAAUCUACCGAGACAAAGAAACUAAAGAAUCAGCAGGACAUCAGUUAAUAAGGAAAGAAGAACGAGAAACUGGAAACACGGGCUGGAAGCCGUACUUACAAUAUCUGAAUGGAAAGAAAGGCUUCUUUUACUUGUGUUCAUCAACUGUUCCGCAACUCUUUUUUUUUGCUUGCCAAAUACUGCAGAACUACUGGAUGGCUUCUAACCUUCAGAACUCUCAUGUCAGCAAACUGCGAUUAGUACUAGUGUACUUUGCAAUUGGAUGCAUCUCGAUAUUCUUUUUGCUUGUUAGAUGUUUUUCUGCGGUUGCUUUGAGUAUGCAUUCAUCGAAGUCCUUAUUCUCUCACUUACUAGACUCUCUUUUCCGUUCACCAAUUUCUUUUUAUGAGUCGACUCCUCUGGGCAGAUUACUAAGCCGGGUCUCCUCUGAUCUAAGUACAGUAGACCUCGAUCUCGGAUUCAUUUUCAUACAUGUUAUCGUGGUUACAGCUAAUUUUUAUAUCACUCUUGGAGUACUGACUGUCAUUACCUGGCAAGUCGUGUUUGUUUGCAUACCAAUGGCAUUCUCGGUGAUAUACUUGCAGGGAUACUAUUCGGCUUCAGCAAAAGAGUUCAUGCGAAUUAAUGGAACAACCAAGUCUAUGAUAGCAAAUCAUCUUGGGGAGUCCAUAACAGGAGCAAUGACAAUUAGAGCUUUUAAAAAUGAAGAACGAUUCUUUCUUCGAAAUCUUGAGCUCAUUGACAAAAAUGCUAGUCCUUCUUUUUACAUUUAUUCCGCAAAUGAGUGGUUCAUCCAACGUUUGGAAACACUGUCAGUCAUUGUUCUUUGUUCCUCGGCGCUACUAAUGGUUUUGCUUCCUCGAGGAACUUUUAGUUCAGGGUUCAUCGGAAUGGCAUUGUCUUAUGGUCUCUCGUUGAAUAUGUCUCUUGUGUUCUCAACUCAAAACCAGUGUGCAUUAGCAAAUAACAUUAUUUCAGUGGAAAGGCUAAGCCAGUACAUGAACAUUCCUAGCGAAGCUCAGGAAGUCAUAGAAGGAAAUCGGCCUGCACCAAGUUGGCCUGCUGUGGGUAGAGUUGAGUUUCAGGAUUUAAAGAUAAGGUACAGGGCUGAUACUCCUUUUGUUCUUCAAGGGAUUACCUGCACAUUUGAAGGAGGGCACAAGAUUGGAAUUGUUGGCAGAACUGGCAGCGGGAAAACAACUCUGAUAAGUGCUUUGUUUCGUAUAGUUGAACCAUUCGGAGGGAGAAUUGUCAUAGACGGCACUGACAUCUCAACAAUUGGACUGCAUGAUUUAAGAACGCGGUUGGGGAUUAUACCUCAAGAUCCUACUCUCUUUAAAGGAACUGUGAGAUACAAUUUGGAUCCACUGUCUCAACAUAGUGACCAUGAAAUUUGGGAGGUUCUCGAUAAAUGUCAACUUCGAGACACAGUACAAGAGAAAAAAGAGGGUUUAUGUAGUCUAGGUAAGCGAUUUACAGUAUCACCAUCAUCAGCUCUCUUUUUUUUUUUUUCUGAUCCUUUCUCUUAUAUGCAACUUGUAAUAUAUUGUGCAGUUGAACAAGAUGGUGGAAACUGGAGCAUGGGACAGCGGCAACUAUUUUGCUUGGGUCGAGCUCUUUUGAAGAGAAGUCAGAUACUGGUGCUUGAUGAAGCUACUGCUUCAAUUGACAAUGCAACAGAUUCUAUACUUCAGAGAACCAUCCGUACUGAGUUCGAGAGUUGCACAGUCAUCACAGUAGCUCAUAGGAUACCAACCGUGAUGGACAGUACAAUGGUGCUUGCAAUCGGUGACGGAAAGAUAGUGGAAUACGAUGAACCAACGAAACUGAUGAAUGAAGAGGGAUCAUUGUUUGGGGAGCUUGUAAAGGAAUACUGGUCACACAUCAACUCUGCACAUUCAUAAUGAAAUCUUAUCCAUAGAUUUCUAAGGGCGAUUUUACAUUGGUUUAUAUGCAUAUGACUUUGAGAAACAUAAGAAUGCAACCAGUUCUAUUACACUAAGUGCAGCUAGAAACCAAUAAAAGUAAUCUAAAUGCGCCUGAUUUA
Papaver somniferum (opium poppy) is the source of this 4288-nucleotide messenger RNA. Its product is annotated as ABC transporter C family member 10-like. Gene Ontology annotation, molecular function: ABC-type transporter activity; ATP binding; ATP hydrolysis activity. The transcript is spliced from 10 exons. Bases 297 to 4145 code for a protein of 1282 amino acids. Gene Ontology annotation, cellular component: plant-type vacuole; vacuolar membrane. NCBI's taxonomy places the organism in Eukaryota, Viridiplantae, Streptophyta, Magnoliopsida, Ranunculales, Papaveraceae. Gene Ontology annotation, biological process: transmembrane transport. The record is from RefSeq and is a predicted model, not a curated record.